Molecule: messenger RNA, 1562 nt
Organism: Hyaloscypha bicolor E
Lineage: Eukaryota; Fungi; Ascomycota; Leotiomycetes; Helotiales; Hyaloscyphaceae
Product: alpha/beta-hydrolase
Exons: 6
Coding region: 153-1340 (395 amino acids)
Biological process (GO): proteolysis
Molecular function (GO): peptidase activity
Source: RefSeq, a predicted model, not a curated record
AGGUCUCGGAACUGCUUUUUGAGGUUCCCAGAGAUUAUUCCAACCCAGAUAGAGGUACUUUGCAGCUGUUCGGCCGUUCAGUAUCGAAGUAUGAGAAGCCAGCAGCUCCACUGUCCGAAGAGGAGGCUCGUAAAAAGUCCUACAAGCCGUGGAUGGUCUAUCUCCAAGGUGGACCAGGCUUCGGCUGCCCACCUCCGCAAGAAGCUCCAAUGACCCAGGUGAUCCUUGAUAAGGGGUACCAGAUGUUAUAUCUCGACCAGCGUGGAACUGGCCUUAGCACCCCUAUAUCGGCAGCUACCCUGGGCCUCCAAGGAGAUGUUCACAGACAAGUGGACUAUCUGAAACUGUUCCGGGCAGAUAGCAUCGUUAAGGAUUGCGAAGCGGUCAGAAAGACACUCACUGAGGACUACCCAAGUGAGCUCAAGAAAUGGUCAAUAUUUGGACAAUCCUAUGGCGGCUUCGUAGCAUUAAGCUACUUGAGUUUUGCCCCUCACGGCCUCCGUGAGGUUUUUACAACUGGGGGACUUCCUCCUAUCGGCCAAACUCCAGAACAAGUCUACAGAGCCACUUUCCGAAAGUGCGCAGAAAGAAACAAAGCCUACUACAAGAAAUACCCCGAGGAUAUUGACGCAGUCCAUGGCUUAGCCUUCCACAUCAAGAGCAAAGGAGGUCUUCAAUUGCCGUCUGGCGGUGUCUUGACAGUAAGAGGCUUCUUGACACUGGGAAGGAACUUCGGUAUGCACGGCGGUUUGGAUUCGGUCCAUGAUCUAGUCUUUCGAAUGAAGAGAGAUAUUCAUCAAUUUCAGUUCAUCACUCGUCCGACUCUCUCGGCGCUUGAAAGCGCUCUCAGCUUUGAUGACAAUGUCAUAUACGCCGUCCUUCACGAAUCGAUCUACUGUGAGAACGGGGCGAGUAAAUGGGCGGCUGAUCGAGUGGGUCGAAGCUUGCGGGAAUUCGCUUGGCUUUCCGGAGCACCGCAAUCCGCUUCUAGUGUGAGCGAGGCCCCAUUAUUCUUCUCUGGUGAAAUGAUAUUUCCCUUCUUAUUCGACAUCUUUCCUGAGCUCGAGAAGCUUGCCGUAGUUGCCGAUGAUAUAGCCAAAUAUUCAGGGUGGCCUGAACUCUACGACCUCUUUCAACUGGCUAGAAACGAGGUACCCCUCUACGCUGCCACAUUCAUUGACGAUAUGUACGUCGAUUUUGCUAUCGCACAGCAGACGGCCAGAUUGGUCAAAAACUGUCGCCAGUACAUCACCAAUGGAAUGUAUCACAAUGCCCUCAGAGGUAAGACGGAAGAUGUCUUGAAGGAGCUAUUUACUCUCCGGGACGAUCCGAUCGAUUAAGGUUUCCUAUCUACAAGCUUGCCCACUACCCAUGAUGGCUUCGGCCGUCUUCAACUGCUGGGGAAGAUCUUCGUUCCAAAUCCAGUCAUAACGCAUUUCCAACGUCUUUUUAAUCAUAACCAAAUUGGAUUUAAGUUUCUCGUCUUCGAAUUCGUAAAUUUUGGCGGCAUCGCGGCUGGUCGCUACGACCUUCUGGCUCCUGGGUCUCCGGACGGCAUCGUA